UGUAGGCCUUCAACAUCGGACGCUGUUGAUUGAAAGUCACUUAGUGCUGCGCUGCGCACCGCGGUGAGACAAACUGCUCAGUGCAGGUUCAGGUGCAGUCCGUCUGUUAGGCAGCAGCACGCCGCUUCUCUGACUGCAGCUUUCUCCUUUCCAAAGGACCGUGUGUCUCAGGUCUUCUUUCCGAGGAGGAGGAACACAUCUGCGGUGAUGGACAGGACACAAGACAUAAUGGCGUUGGUCUUCCUGCUGCUCCUCAAACUACCAAAGUGUGACAUGGCCAGUGGGAAAGUCUUAGAGGAGACUUAUCUGAAGUGGGUCCAGUAUAAAGAAGACUGUGUCAAAAUGAUAGAAAAUGAGCCACUCCCUCAAGCGGACUUGUUCUGCAACAGGACAUUUGACAGAUACGCCUGCUGGCCAGAUGCUCCUGCCGACUCUUUGGUCAACAUCUCAUGCCCGUUCUACCUGCCCUGGUAUGAUAAAGUGUCGCAGGGUGUUGUGCGUCGACGGUGUGGCUCUAAGGGUCUCUGGGAGAGACAGGACAACGGGCAGGUGUGGAGGGACAUGAGCCAGUGUGAGGAGGAAAAAGAGGUCACGUCUCAGGAGCUGUGGUUCAAACAGCUGAUGGUGAGCUUCAGGAUGUUGUAUACUGUCGGCUAUUCCUUGUCUCUCUUCACGCUCGUAACGGCUCUCAUCAUUCUUCUGAGCCUUAGGAAGCUGCAUUGCACCAGAAACUACAUUCAUGCUAACCUCUUCCUGUCCCUCAUGCUGCGAGCUGUAUCUGUCAUUAUUAAGGACACCAUGCUGGAACGCCACUGGGGAAAAGAAAUCAUGAAACAGACCGAUGUGAGUGAGAUGCUCAGUCACCAGGCUGCUAUUGGCUGCAGGGUAGCACAGGUAGUGAUGCAAUACUGUGUUCUGGCCAAUCACUAUUGGUUCUUUGGAGAGGCCAUUUAUUUGUACUCUGUGCUUAUUGCCUCAGUUUUCAUCGACCACAACAAAUACUUACCUUAUAUCUGUCUUGGCUGGGGAACUCCACUUCUAUUUGUGGUUCCCUGGGUAGUGAUGAAGCAAUUGAAAGAAAACAAAGAGUGUUGGGCUGUCAAUGAGAACAUGAACUACUGGUGGAUCAUUCGUUUCCCAAUUCUUUUUGUUUCACUAAUCAACUUUCUAAUUUUCAUGAAGAUCCUGAAAGUCGUUCUUUCCAAAUUACGAGCCAGCAAUCAGAGCGGAUACCCUGAUUACAAACUUCGUCUUGCCAAGGCAACCCUUACCCUCAUCCCUCUGUUUGGGGUUCACGAGAUCAUAUUCAUCUUUGCGACAGAUGAGCAGACGACAGGUGUUCUGCGCUACAUUAAAGUCUUCUUCACCCUUUUCCUCAAUUCCUUUCAGGGUUUUCUGGUGGCUGUGCUCUACUGCUAUGCCAAUAAAGAGGUUAGGACAGAGCUGAAGAGGAAGUUACGCAGCUGGAGGAUAGAGGCUGAGAGUGUAUGCUGUGGACAGUGACUAGCCGUUACUGACUCUCGAGUAGACACUUUUUCUAUCGCCCAAGUGCCAGAGCACAACAGAUCCUCUGCCACAGCAGUGAGGGCAACAGCUGAUGGUUCACCCGCUCCGGAGAGUUCACUUCUUUCUAGACGACAGGUUCAGCCAACUUCCCCACAGUCUGAUGCUUCUUUGCUGCAGUGUCCAUCAGUGGUCAAAAGAGACAACUCUGUGCAGCAUGGGGAUCAGGAUGACACUGGACAAUCGUCUGUUACAAUGCAGUUGCCCUUUCUCAUUCAACUUCAAGACCCUGUGGAGUUACUCCCACAUGCUGUAAAUAUAGAUUCAGAUUAAAGUAAUUUAUGCAUUAACUGUGCAUUUUGAGAUUAUAUGUGGUAUGUUGUGAAUAAUGUAAAUUGUAAAAUUGUGAAUAUGUGAAUAAGUGAUUGUAAUCAUGUAAGACUUAAUGCAUCUUUCAUACAAACGGAGUAGAACAAUUAAAAGCACAUUUGUUUGAACUGA
Messenger RNA from Cottoperca gobio, 2004 nucleotides. RefSeq names its product glucagon receptor-like. The coding region runs from base 208 to 1503 and encodes 431 amino acids. NCBI's taxonomy places the organism in Eukaryota, Metazoa, Chordata, Actinopteri, Perciformes, Bovichtidae. The transcript is spliced from 14 exons. Gene Ontology annotation, molecular function: glucagon receptor activity; peptide hormone binding. The record is from RefSeq and is a predicted model, not a curated record. Gene Ontology annotation, cellular component: plasma membrane. Gene Ontology annotation, biological process: adenylate cyclase-modulating G protein-coupled receptor signaling pathway; cell surface receptor signaling pathway.